CUACACUUCAACCUCACAGCAUCAUCGUCGCUGUUGACAUCGCUGUCCCAACUCACACAUCGCGAUGGCCUCGUUAUUCACGCCAAUGCUCACACGAGGUGCUCCUCGAGCCAUUACCAGGGUCCAGAGAGCUCAAUGGCGAACUAUCAGCGCCAGCACGAGGAUGCAAAGCGACACACUCCAAGUGCAUCGCCAUACGCCUCAAAAUAACCCAAGCAUCCCCUUCAAGUUUUCACCGACGAACGAAAAGCUCAUCGAGGAGAUCCUCGCUCGCUAUCCCUCGCAAUACAAGAAGGCUGCCGUGAUGCCCUUGCUUGAUCUCGGGCAGCGCCAACAUGGUUUCACAAGUAUCAGUGUGAUGCACGAGGUUGCGCGAUUGCUAGAAAUGCCGCCCAUGCGCGUGUACGAGGUUGCAACGUUCUAUACGAUGUAUAACAGAGAUCCUGUGGGACGGUUCCAUGUGCAGUGCUGCACGACGACCCCGUGUAUGCUCCGCGACUCCGACGCCGUCAUGAAAGCCAUAUCCGAUGAACUUGGCAUUCACCACGGCCACACUACGGAGGAUGGCCUCUUCACAUUCACAGAGGUCGAAUGCUUGGGCGCCUGCGCAAACGCCCCUAUGAUCCAGAUCAACGACGAUUUCUACGAAGAUCUGACCUACGAGACAACGCGUGAUCUGCUAAAAGCUCUACGGGCCGCCGCACAACAAACAGGUGCAGACGGCGGUGCCGUAGGACUCGUGGGCGAGAAAGGCACAGGGGCCAUCACGGGCAUCGAUCCCAGGGUUCAAGCCGGAAAUGAAAUCGACACGCAGGGCAGGAAGUAUGCGGCCGGUGGCGUGACAGUGCCGACGCCGGGGCCCUUGAGCGGACGGAUGACGUGUGAGAAUUCGCAAGGAAUCACGAGCCUGACGGAUGUGCCAGAAUGGAAGGAGGGUGAUCCUCGUUUCCGCACGGAUGGUGCUCUGUAAGAGAUGACAAGCGGGCAGAAUUGGGGAUAUUGGUGUACAUAUAGUGCUUCUUAUGUCGCGUCUAGGUCCUUUUUGCGGGGUCCACGUAGGACGUCAAUGCAUGUUCAAAUUCUAAAAAAAAAAGGACUUUAUUUCGUCGUCUUCAA
Messenger RNA from Pseudovirgaria hyperparasitica, 1116 nucleotides. RefSeq lists its product as uncharacterized. The transcript is spliced from 3 exons. Gene Ontology annotation, molecular function: NADH dehydrogenase activity. The record is from RefSeq and is a predicted model, not a curated record. NCBI's taxonomy places the organism in Eukaryota, Fungi, Ascomycota, Dothideomycetes, Acrospermales, Acrospermaceae. The coding region runs from base 65 to 970 and encodes 301 amino acids.